Molecule: messenger RNA, 3154 nt
Organism: Durusdinium trenchii
Lineage: Eukaryota; Dinophyceae; Suessiales; Symbiodiniaceae
Source: the annotation of a GenBank genome assembly
UGCCCGAAGCUACUCUGAAGAUGUGAGCCCCUGUUUAGAGAGGGAGUGGAAGCCCAGAACGGCUUCUUUGGGGGUGAGCAAACUACUGUACAAUGUUUGUGUUGUCCCACAUCAGCCAGGCAGCUAAAUACAAGCGAAGGUGCGAAGAGAUGGGAGAAAAGCACAAGACACAGAUGGAAGAGGCCGCAGAAUUGCUAAGGCGGCAGGUAAAUGAUACCAUGCAGGCUCAGGAACAGCUGGUUGAAGCACAUCACAAGAAAGAAGUUACCUUGCGAGCCGAAUUUGAAAAGGCCAAAGAAGCAAAAAAAACAAGAGCACAAGCAGCAGCUGGAUGAGUUGAAAGAAGUCCUCCGCAUGAAGGAGAGCGAGAUGCAGGCCAAUACUGAUGCACUCAGAGACUACUACAAAAAGAUCAUGCAUGAAAAAGAUGCCCUUUUGCGGAACAAGGAGUCUGAGAUGAAAACGACUAUUAGUGACAUGGAGCAGACCUAUCAGGCUGCCAUUGAAGAGAGGGAGGGAACACUUGAAGAGCAGGAGAACCGCAUGAAGAACUGCAUUGAGACUUUGCAGAAGAAGCACGAAGUGACUCUACGGGAACUGAUGCAACGCCAACAGCAGAAGGAAGACAAGAUGAGAAGCUCGAUGGACAACUUGAAAGAAACACAUGAAGCCCUGCUGCAAGAAGCGGUGGCAGGCCACCGGCAGAAGGAGGCGGAGAUGAGCCUUAGCAUUGAUGAGCUCAAGCGAGCUCAUCAAGCAGAACUGAAAGAGAAGGAGCACAAGAUGAAAGAAAGCAUUGAAGUCUUGAGAGAUACUCAAGAGGCGGCAUUGAGGGAAAUGGAAUCUGUUCACAAGCAGAAGGAGACCGAGCUCAGAGAAUUCGUUGAGAGCUUGCAAAGAACGCACAAAAGAGUACUAGAUGAGAAGGACAUGGCGCAUGAGCAGAAGGAUGCAGCUCAAAAGCAGGCGGUCAAAAUGUUGGAGCAGCAACUCUCAGACAAGGAAUCAGAAGUGAGAAGCCGCAUCUCCAAUCUUGAGCAGAAUCAGCAGCGAGCCGUCGACGAAAUUGAGAAGUCAUUUCGGCUGAAGGAGGAAGCUGCUGAACGUGCAGCUUCAGAAUCGGCUGCCUUUUUGAGACAGCAGGAAACCUCGUUGCGGGAAAUGGUCCACUCCCUCCAACGCCAGCUUGACGAAAAGGAAGCCAACUUGCGCGACACAAUUCAGUCGAUGCAGCUCCUCCAAAACGCUUCAAGUGAACAGCUACGGUUGGAGCAGCAGCGUGUGCAGAGGUUGGAAACAGAGGCAGAAGAUCUGCGCAAUCGCUCCAUCGCAAAUUUGCAGAGGGCUGAUCAAUCAGAGGCGGAGCUGGUUUCCACGAGGCACCAAAUGCACGAUCUUCAAGAGAGGGAGCAGCAGCGUAUCCAACGAUUGGAAACCGAAAAGGAGCAGCUGGCUGAAAAGGCUUCUGAGCGGCAGGCUGCCUUGCAGGAGGAACUCAUCCGACUCAAGAUGCUAGCAAAAAGGUUUGAAGAGGAGGCUAUCAGCCUCAAAGCCUCAGUUGAUGCAAAGCAGGCUCAAUGUGAAAAACUCUCGAUGGAGCGUGAUGCCUUGAAGGUGGAGUUUCGCAGCUACAAAGAGCACCACGGGACCAGCAACCAACAGCAGAUGGAAGCGAUCACCGAGUUGAAACUUACAGUCGAUAAACUGAGCAAGCAGGUGGAUUUCACGAAAGCCGAGCUGCAGAUUCAGCAGGGCAACCUUACCCAACGCCAAGGCUACAUUAUUUCCUUGGAGAAUCAGUUGGCCCAAGCUGAGCUUACUCGGCGUGAGCUGCACAAUGUGAUUCAGGAGCUGAAAGGCAACAUUCGAGUCUUUUGCCGGAUCCGACCACAGCUUGAGAACAGAGACUCUUUGAGUCUGCAGGUUUCAGAGAACCGGAUUGCUUUGGAUCACAUGAGCGAGUCCUACACCUUUGGCUUUGACCGUGUUUUUGAUACUACAUCAACCCAGGAGGCGAUUUUUGAUGAAGUUGACGGCCUUGUCCAAUCCGCAUUGGAUGGGUACAAAGUUUGCAUUUUCGCGUAUGGUCAGACAGGCUCUGGCAAGACAUUCACAAUGCAAGGAUCUGAAGGGGCUAGAGGUCUGAUACCUCGCUGCUUGUCAAAGAUCCUUCAGUGCUCGGAGGCAAUGAGAGCAGCAGGAUGGGAAUGGACUUUGAAAGUAUCUUUCCUUGAGGUGUACAACGAGGUUCUUCGCGACUUGUUGGACAAUGAUGGAAGCAAUCUGGUUCAUGUGAUCAAGCACGAUGAUGCAUAUGGCACCAUGGUGACAAACGUCACGUCCGUGGAGGUGAAGCAAAUGGAUCACAUCAAUAGGCUCAUGGAAAGAGCUGGAAAGGCUCGAGCAGUUGGUGCGACUGACAUGAAUGCGACCUCUUCCCGGUCACACUCAAUCUUCGCUAUGUACUUACACGGCGUGAAUCGUGAGCUUCAGUGUGAACUUCAGGGAGCACUGCAUUUGGUGGACUUGGCCGGCUCUGAGCGACUGGACAAGUCUGGCUCCACAGGGGAUCGGCUCAAAGAAACUCAGAACAUCAACAAGAGUUUGUCAAGCUUGGCCGAUGUUUUCCUUGCAAAAGCUGAGGGGCGCUCUCACAUCCCAUUUCGAAAUAGCAAGCUGACGCACUUAAUGGAGCCUUGCUUAAAUGGCCAGGGCAAAACCCUGAUGGUUGUCAAUGUCGGUCCAGAGGCAAUGCAUGCCCAUGAGACACUUUGCUCCUUGAGAUUUGCAGCGCAGGUGAGUCAGUGCACCACUGGUGGCAAGCCGAAGCGCUGUUUGCGGUCUGCGCCGCCCAAAUCAAAUACGGGAAGCUGCAGGCAAGCUGCAGCUUCCUCCCGGCGUGGGAAAUAGCAGCGCCCGGUUGUAGAUAUGAUACAUUUGAAUUCACUGCAGGCCCCUAGGCUUAGCAUGUCCUCCUCUUGCAGAAUGUGCAGUUCUUAUCCAAUUAAUUUGAAUGCAGCGCACGCCACUUGAAGCCUGUGGCUGGAGGGGGCGAUCCCUCCUUGUGAAGAGCCCAGGGUCAAGAAAUUCAUUCGUGCAUUCAUUGAAUUUCAUUGUCACCCUCAUCAGAUGUGGAGUAAGCAAGCCAAAUGCU